Molecule: messenger RNA, 1032 nt
Organism: Sparassis crispa
Lineage: Eukaryota; Fungi; Basidiomycota; Agaricomycetes; Polyporales; Sparassidaceae
Exons: 12
Coding region: 1-1032 (343 amino acids)
Source: RefSeq, a predicted model, not a curated record
AUGCCCGCGCUCGCACACGCGUCGCUCAGCCGCAGACCUAUGCACCGCCUCGGGGAGCACCUCGGUCAGGCAUUCGCUGAAGCGACCGUUCUGACCGCUCUUUCGAAUCCCUUUUUAAUGGUUUCUGUUCGACAUUGCUCUCCAACCAUCCAUGCGGUCAUGGCCCUUGCGUUGUACCAGCAAGACUUUCGGGCCGCUGCAGGCUAUGCCUCCGCGUUCGUGGUGAUCUUUUACGACUAUGGCCUUACAUUCGCGCGCGAGGUGCACACCAUGUGGGGCGCAAAGCGCAAGUACACCUUCGCCACCAUACUCUUCUACAUCGUGCGCUACGCCGGUCUCCUGUUCGUCAUACUGGUCAUGCGCUCCACAUGGUCGACAAAAUCACAUCUGAUGGCGCUCAAUAUCCUACUCAUGGCAGCCGUUGCAGUGUUCUCGGCGAUGCGCGUCUACGCGCUGUACUUCGGCAAUUACUUCGUGUUUGGCAUCGUUCUUCUCCUUGGACUGACAAAUCCCAUUCUCACUAUGUAUAUAUCCAUCAUGACCGAGCCUCAAGUCGCCGUCCUCUCGCCGACGCUGAACUCCUGCGGGAUGAUGCCGAAAAUAGCUCCCGGGCCAUUCGAAAAGUUAUUCAUGGGCACCCGUGCAUGCUCCAUCGUCGCCGACGCCGUCGUGGUCAUAUUGACGUGGAUGAAGACCCUGCACUAUCGCAGAGCUGCUAUGCGAGCGAAUGCGCGGAUGUCUGUCACGACCGUACUCUUCAAAGAUGGUACCGCAUUCUUUUCCUCUCUUCUGUUCCUCAACGUGUUUGCCUUGGGUAUCGGUCAAAUCGCCGACCUCAUUGUCGUGAUGACAACCUGGACCACCGUCGUCACCUCUAUCCUCACAUGCCGAUUCAUGCUUGACCUUCGCGAGGCGACGAGCUCGUCGGAUCCGUCCGGCCUCUCGCAGACGAUCCCUUUGUCAGCGAUGCCAGUUGGGAUCGCCUUUGUGGAGGCAAGCAAGGACGUGGGGGAAGACACUUACGCAGUUUGA